Messenger RNA from Anopheles marshallii, 2268 nucleotides. RefSeq names its product fez family zinc finger protein erm. Lineage: Eukaryota; Metazoa; Arthropoda; Insecta; Diptera; Culicidae. The transcript is spliced from 2 exons. Bases 1 to 2268 code for a protein of 755 amino acids. The record is from RefSeq and is a predicted model, not a curated record. Gene Ontology annotation, cellular component: nucleus.
AUGGUUUAUUUUAGUCCCCGUGGUAUGCAGGAACCGUGUAGCCCACCAGGAAUACCGCUGACAGCGAAGAGUCCCACGAUGGAAGGCGCCGUACCGGAUGCAGAGUCCGCUACGGAUACGGAACGGCACAAUAUCCCUAGUCCUCAUGAGACCGUUACCACCGUUACGAGUGCGGCUUCCAGCAUCAGUGUGGCCGAAAGUAUGCACUCGGUAGUCAAUCGGCCGGCGGCUAAAAUUCAACGACCCAGCGGUGGUACGUUAAAGUUUUCCAUCGCCAAUAUUAUGGGACAGGCUGAGGAGGAGGAGCAGGAGGAGGAGGAGGUGCGGCGCGAUCGCGCGGAUGACGAUCACGAGGAGGAUGAGGAGGAGGACGAGAUGGAUGAGGAUGUGGAGGAGGAUGAUGAGGAUGCGGUGGUUGAUGUGGCGAGUGAUGACGACACGAUUGAACUGUCGAUGACGUCCCCUGGCAGUAGUAGCCUGUUCCGGAAGCGACGCCAUGUUAGUCAUGAGAAGUCAAUGAGUCCGGUGUCUGCUGCAGGUUCAAGUCCUUGCUAUGAACCACCGUCAACGGUGGUUAGCUCUGUGGCGGAAGCAUACGAUUCCGCGUUCAAGAAGUAUGUCCCAAACUCGAUGCAUCAGUUCGUGGCCAGUAAUCGUCAUCAGGAGCUUCUGAGCCAAUACCCGCUAUUGUACUAUCCGGGACAGUUGAUGUGUGCAGCGGCACAGUACGCAGCUCUAACACACCAACAUCAUCAGCAACAGCAACAGCAACAACAGCAGCACCAUCACCAUCAUCAUCAUCAUCACGCGGCGGCUGUUGCGGCGCUACAUCCAUACGGUACCCCUGGACGUCUGCACAGUCCCACACUAUCACCACCACCGCCAGGAGCAGGACUUCAGACAGCCAGUUCCGCAGUUCAGGCACCGGGUGUACACGGACAUGGGGCGAUAAACGGACGCCACUUACAUGGAGGUUCUCAUGGACACCAUCAGCUGCUGUCUGCUGCUGCGGCUGCCGCAGCUGCAGCAGCUGCCGCCGCCGCAAACCACAGCAAACCGAGCGCGAAACGGGCCAAUCUGAAUCUAUCCGCCAGCAGUACCUGUUCGUCGGUGAGUUCCAGCGGUAGUUCUGUGGGAGGUUCUCCCGGCGGUAGUGGUCCCGAUGGUUCGCCCACCUCAGCGGCAGCGGCAGCGGCAAUGGCGGCCAAGCAGAAAACGUUCGCCUGUCCCGAGUGUGGAAAGGUGUUCAAUGCGCACUACAAUCUCACCCGCCACAUGCCAGUUCACACGGGCGCGCGGCCAUUUAUUUGCAAAAUCUGCGGCAAAGGCUUCCGGCAGGCGUCGACCCUCUGUCGGCACAAGAUCAUUCACACCUCGGAAAAGCCACACAAGUGUCAGACGUGCGGCAAGGCCUUCAAUCGCUCGUCCACGCUAAACACGCACACACGGAUCCAUGCGGGAUACAAGCCGUACAUCUGCGAGUACUGUGGCAAGGGGUUCCAUCAGAAGGGUAACUACAAGAACCACAAGCUGACGCACAGUGGCGAUAAGGCGUACAAGUGCACGAUCUGCAACAAGGCGUUUCACCAGAUAUACAACCUGACCUUCCACAUGCACACCCACAACGACAAGAAGCCGUUCACGUGCAAGAUCUGUGCCAAGGGCUUCUGUCGGAACUUUGAUCUGAAGAAGCACAUGAGGAAGCUGCACGACGUGAGUCUUGGUGGUGGCCACAAACGGUCGAGAAGUUGUGGAACUCCGCAGCAUCAUCGAGGCGCCUCACUGGACGUGCCCAAUCAGCAUUCGGUGUCCAGAUCUCCUGGACAUCAACAUCCAUCCUUACCACCACCUCCGCCACCACCACCACAACUACCGCCUUCGGCUUCCUCCACCACUCCAGCAAUGCCCAACACGGAGAGUACUCCGGCCGUAACGAGUUCGCCCUCCAGUCACCACCAUUCGUCCCAGCCACAUCUUCACCAUCCGCUUCAUCUGCACGGAUCCGCCCUGCCGCAUGUACCACCGCAUCCACACGGUCACAUCGGCGUUGGUCCGACCGGGGAGUUACAGUCUCGCUCGUCUCCCGUACCGUGGUCCAGUGCAUCCUCACUAGCCGCACUACAUCACACCGCCGUCGCUGCGGCUGCAAUGCGCAACGGAGUGACAGACUACGGCAGUCCCUUUCUCAUGCCGACAGGGCGUCACCAUCAGCGGUUAGCAGCGGCAGCAGCCGUCACCGACAGUCCCUUCAUCGGUAAGGUGUUCUGA